GCUGGCCGGCUGCGGGUCGUCCAGCGAGGGCCGCCGCGACAACGACCUGCACAUCGGCGGCAUCUUCCCCAUGGAGGGCGAGGGCGGCUGGCAAGGCGGCCAGGCCUGCAAGCCCGCCGCCGAGCUCGCCCUCGCCGACGUCAACGCGAGAUCAGAUUUAUUAUCCGGCUUCAAAUUACUGCUGCACAGCAAUGAUAGCAAGUGCGAGCCGGGCCUGGGGGCGAGCGUUAUGUACAACCUAUUGUACAACCCACCGCAGAAGUUGCUGCUGCUAGCCGGCUGCUCUACCGUCUGUACCACGGUGGCCGAAGCUGCCAAAAUGUGGAAUCUUAUGGUUUUAUGCUACGGGGCUUCGUCACCAGCUCUAUCGGACAGGGCGCGGUUUCCCACGCUGUUCCGAACCCACCCUUCGGCCACGGUCCACAACCCCACGAGGAUCAAACUAAUGCAGAAGUUCGGGUGGUCACGCAUCGCCAUCUUGCAGCAGGCUGAAGAGGUCUUUAUAUCUACCGUCGAAGAUCUAGAAGCGCACUGCAAGAAAGCGAGCAUAGAGAUCGUGACGAGGCAGUCGUUUCUCUCCGACCCGGCUGAUGCUGUGAGGAACCUCAGAAGGCAGGAUGCGAGGGUCAUCGUGGGGCUGUUCUACGUGGUGGCAGCCAGGAGGGUGCUCUGCGAGGUGUACAAGCAUCGCCUGUAUGGGAAAUCUUACGUCUGGUUCUUUAUUGGUUGGUACGAGGACAACUGGUUCGAAACGAACCUCGAGCGAGAGGGGAUUGAGUGCACAGUGGAGCAGAUGCGAGAAGCAGCCGAGGGCCAUUUGACCACCGAAGCCCUCAUGUGGAACCAAAACGCCAAUCAGACCACCAUCUCCGGGAUGACCUCUGAAGACUUCAGAUCACGACUGAACGAGGCGCUCCGGGAGGCGGGCUACGACAUCGACGGCGAGCGGUACCCCGAGGGCUACCAGGAGGCGCCCCUGGCAUAUGACGCAGUGUGGGCCGUUGCUUUAGCGUUCAACAAGACAAUGGAGAAGCUGGAGAAAAGUGGGUUGAGUUUGAAAAAUUUCACUUACACCAACAAGAAGAUUGCGGACGACAUCUACGAGGCAAUAAAUUCUACAUCAUUCCUCGGUGUAUCGGGUUUAGUAGCGUUCUCGUCGCAAGGCGACCGGAUCGCACUGACGCAAAUCGAGCAGUUGGCUGACAACCACUAUGUGAAGCUGGGCUACUAUGACACGCAGGCAGAUAACCUCACGUGGCUCGACAGGGAACGAUGGGUUGGUGGGAAAGUACCUCCUGAUCGGACGGUGGUGGUGAAUGAACUGAGGACGGUCUCAUUGCCGUUGUUUGCGUGUAUGACAGCGCUGUGCAUCGCGGGUAUACUCGCCGCCAUUGCACUAAUAGUCUUCAAUAUCUUGCACCGACACAGGAGGGUAAUUCAAUGGUCUCAUCCCGCGUGCAACACGGUGAUGCUAUGCGGGUGCUGCAUUUGUUUGGGUGCAGCAGUGGCCCUAGGCGUCGACGGCCGCUGGGUGCAGCCACAACAUUUUGCGGGGCUCUGUGCGGCUCGGGCUUGGUUGCUGGCCACCGGCUUCUCCAUGGCAUAUGGGGCCAUGUUCACCAAGGUCUGGCGGGUGCACAGACACACUACCAAACCUAAACCGGACACUAAGAAACGUAUGCACGGUUGGAAAUUAUACACAAUGGUGGGAGGUCUACUGGUAGUGGAUGCAGCUUUGUUGACUGCAUGGCAGCUAAGAGACCCUCUGCAGAGGAGGGUUGAGAUAUUCCCUCUUGAAGCCCCAAGGCACCACGAUGAUGAUGUUCACAUAAGGCCGGAGCUGGAACACUGUGAAAGUGAACAUAACACUGUAUGGCUUGGGGUGAUGUAUGGGUAUAAGGGGUUGGUGUUGGUGUUUGGGUUGUUUUUGGCGUACGAGACGAGGUCGGUGAAGGUGCGUCAGAUCAACGACUCGCGUUACGUGGGGAUGAGCAUUUACAACGUGGUGGUGCUGUGUUUGAUCACUGCUCCGGUGACCCUGGUGAUCGCGAGCCAGCAAGACGCGGCGUUCGCGUUCGUCUCGCUGGCGAUCGUGUUUUGCUGCUUCUUGAGCAUGGCCUUGAUAUUUAUUCCUAAGGUGAUCGAGGUGAUCCGGCACCCCACGGAGCGCGCCGAGAGCGGCCGCGGCUCGGGCUCGGGCUCCGCCCCAGCCGAUGAAGAACGCUACAGGGAGCUCGUGAAAGAAAACGAAGAGCUGCAGAAACUCAUCGCGCAGAAAGAGGAGCGCAUUCGGGUGCUGAAGCAGAAGCUAGCGGAACGCGAAGCGGCGGCGGCGGACGGCGUCACGCAAGAUGUACAAGACGAACACAUCUGAUCGCCCGCAAGGGAAUCUUCAAUGUUAGCUUGAAUAAGAAUAGUGAUAUUAUUUAUUAUCUAUACAACUCAAACGAACGCUGUAGAAAAAUUCCUUUGUAAUUAUAAGAAAAUAAAGUGUUCUUACAUAGUUAGAUGAUAUGACAUUAAGUGAUUAAAAGUGCGAAAAGAUAGAAGCAUUAGUUUCACAAGUUUGUCCAGUAGCCGCCAUGGAGGAAGCCGCGUAACUAGAAGCUGUUUGAAUCAUAAUUUUGAUGGACUUUUACUAAAACAGGAACCCGAGUGAGUGUAAGUCUUUAGAAUCGGUGCGUUGAAUUGUUCCGUUGUUACAUUUUAUCAUAGUUUUAUCGUUAUGUUACGAUGAAAUCAAAAUUUUAAUGUUAUUGUAAUAAUAAUAGGUGUAUAAAAUUAUGAAACACUUGAAAGACUAUGUAUUACUUUAAUAUAGAUAUUUAAUUACAUAAACUACUUAUGAAAAAUGUUAUCAUCCUUCAUUGAUGCACUUUACCAUGUCAGUAUCACAAAAGUAAGUUUUUUUAUCAAAACAUACUCAUAGAUAAUACUUUCCAGAAACCUUCAAUUUGAAUGAUAACUUAUUUUCAGUCUUAAGUAUUUUGCUAACGAUAACCUGAAAAAAAUAUCUUUACAUGAUGAAGGUAUGUAAUGCACAGAGUAACGAAACCAAAUAAUUCAAUGAAUUUUUGAUUAUGGCUUGUAAUAAAAUUGAAAAAGUUUAAAUCUUGUGUUUUAGAGUGCUCUAAGCUCGUUUUCAACUAAAAUCACAGUCUGAAAAUCGUUAGUAACACUUACGUCAUGUAUCAGAUGGUGCUUUCUUUUUUCUUUGUUUUUACUGGCACUAACGCUUAAAAAAUACAUCCGCAUUUUUGUGUAUAAAACCUUUUCCAUACCAAACAACUAAAUCUUGACUCUAGAAUCCAGUAUGAUAAUUAGGAAAAACGAUAAAAUAAAUAAAUUAGAAUGUACCUGUCCAAGAUGGCUCAAUCUCAGUGAUACUUGAUGCCAAAACUUACAACAUAAUACAUUUAAAUACAUGUAAAUAGUUGUAAUAACAAAACGAUCUCACAAAGUAGAUUAAGUUUUCAAAUCACGCGCAUUUUUGGAAGAUUUCAUUGCCUGAAAAAUUAUCAGAAUCAUAUUCACAUUAUAAAAGACAUACAACAUACUCGUAGAAAAUAAAUUAAGUAAAUCAGAGAUACACAGCACUGCCAAUUACAAUUCAUAAGUAGGACAUUUGUGUUAAGUGACAAAUCUAGUCCUAGAUACUCUACUUAGAGGUAGAGUCAAAUAGUUAUAUUUAUUUAUCAGAAAUGAAUCGUUUCGUGGGAUUUUAUGUUUACGUCUCUAGAGCUAACUUAUUUAGUUAAUCUUGUAAGUUAUAUUGAUUCGUCCCUAAUAAUGACAAUUUUACGAAUUCAUUUGCACUUCAAAAGCUACAAAUCGAUCAAAAUAAACGCUUACAUGAAUGAGUUUAACUUAAGCUUUAGCUAAACCAACGCGUGUCCUGUCAUUAGCCUAAAGUACACGCGCAGUGAUCGCCAUCGCCAAUGCAAUCUGCACGCGUUGGUAUGGCUGAAGCUUCAGAGAGGGUGCGACUCCCGUUCUUAGGCGGGUCGGCCCGUAAUACGCGACGACCCGACCCAGCCAUUUUCUUUAAACAGAUAAGAAGGAAUAUGAUUCAGGUUAUAUUACGCCAUUACAAGUUGGUUUCCAUGCAUUGUCGUGUUUUUUAACACAAUGAAAGUCUGCUCUUUCUCUCGGAACGGCUGCUUCCGAAUUCCUUUUUGGCGUGUGUUCAAAUCACAGCCAAGUUUUAUUUUUGCUACACUGAAAAGAACUGUCGCUGGCCCAGAAUACCGAAAGACAGAGUUGCAGGUACGAUUUAUUUAUUAGUAUCAACAAAAAAGAAACUAAAAAUUAUAAUGUGUGUCAUUAUAUUUUGUCAAUUUAUCAAAUAAGACCGAUUAACAUUUAUACUGAGCUUUUUAUGACUCUAGUACCUAGACUCUAUUUCAUUAAAAGAAACCUUUUUUUCUUUUAUCAUUGAAAUUAAGUAUUUUAUGACCACUGACGAGAUAGUCACAGAUUUUUUAAUUAGCACGAUAUACCUACCUACUACAAUACAAGCAAAGUGCAGAAAAGUUCGUAAAUGCAAUACAUAUCCUCUCGACACUUUUUCACGGAUGGUAACUCAUAGUUUCACUGUAUUAGUGAAAUGUUAUUUUGGCCUUGGUCAAAGAUUUGACUGCAUAGAAUUAAUGAUUACGUCACAGUAUCACCAUUAUUGUUGUCUUAAGGUGCGAAACUACUGUCAAUUUUAAAAUUGAACUUAAUAUCGUUAAGUUACAGUCCAAAGUUGUUAUACCUUAUAACAUAAUAGUGUUGCUCUUUUUUGUAUGUUGCAAGUAUUAUUGCAAAUAGAAUAAAUUUUAAAUUGACAGAGUAUUUCGUGCGUUGUAUAUAUUGUUCCUUAAAGUAUAAAAUAUAGGAAAUCGUUGACAUUCUAAAUUUUAUUACAUUUUGAGAACUUAAAUGAUUUGAUAUCUGUCCAAUGAAAAAGGAUAAAUAGUUUAAAAGAUUAAUAUUUAUCUACAGUUUUCAUUCGACAGAUUGGUUCGUUUAACUAGUUUACAUAGAAUGUUGGUAGGUUUGUCAAAUUGUCAUAAGCUUCAUAAUGAUCCGUUACUUCCCUGUGAUCUGUAAGUUUAAUUGUACUGAACGUCUCACCGAAGUCAUCACUGUGUAAAUAAAAAGUCAUCGAAUGAUCUGAAUGUA
Ostrinia furnacalis (Asian corn borer) is the source of this 5166-nucleotide messenger RNA. It is a transcript of the gene GABA-B-R1, whose product is annotated as gamma-aminobutyric acid type B receptor subunit 1. Gene Ontology annotation, molecular function: G protein-coupled GABA receptor activity. Bases 71 to 2374 code for a protein of 767 amino acids. The transcript is spliced from 15 exons. The record is from RefSeq and is a predicted model, not a curated record. Gene Ontology annotation, biological process: gamma-aminobutyric acid signaling pathway; G protein-coupled receptor signaling pathway. Gene Ontology annotation, cellular component: G protein-coupled receptor heterodimeric complex; membrane. Lineage: Eukaryota; Metazoa; Arthropoda; Insecta; Lepidoptera; Crambidae.